Molecule: messenger RNA, 3751 nt
Organism: Aptenodytes forsteri (emperor penguin)
Lineage: Eukaryota; Metazoa; Chordata; Aves; Sphenisciformes; Spheniscidae
Gene: ZBTB24
Product: zinc finger and BTB domain containing 24
Exons: 7
Coding region: 359-2560 (733 amino acids)
Biological process (GO): regulation of transcription by RNA polymerase II
Cellular component (GO): nucleus
Molecular function (GO): RNA polymerase II cis-regulatory region sequence-specific DNA binding; DNA-binding transcription factor activity, RNA polymerase II-specific; protein binding
Source: RefSeq, a predicted model, not a curated record
UGUUUGGGAUUUUGCAGUCAAAGUAGUAACGCUGUCGCCUCGUGAUCGAAUACCAAAGUCCUUCGUGUGAUCGAAACACCUCCUGCCCUACCUGAGGCGCACGUGGGUGUUAGGGAAUGCCUGCAUGCGCAGUUGGCAGCAGCUCUUCGGGAGUUCCUGUAAGGCAGGGUUGGGUCAGACCUACAGCCACGCUUUAGGGUGUGCCAGCGGCAUCAGGCUCACGUCCUUCAGAAAUUAAGGUCCCCAGAUACACGAUCUGGCUCCGGCGUGAACUGUUCGGUAGCUGAAUGGGGCUAAAGAAUCGCUUGUUGGCCACCUCGGUAGCAUUUAGGCACCUCCUUUCAUAUGCGCAAUAAAAAUGGCAGAAACGCCUCCUGACGCUUCUGAGAAACUGGUUGUCAUCCACUCCAAAGCUCACAAAGAUACCAUUCUAGCUAAUUUUGAAGAACAAAGGAAAAAGGAUUUUCUUUGUGACAUUACCCUAAUAGUGGAGAAUGUGCAGUUCAGAGCCCAUAAAGCUUUGCUUGCUGCCAGCAGUGAAUACUUCUCAAUGAUGUUUGUAGAUGAGGGUGAAAUAGGGCAGUCAAUUUACAUGUUGGAGGGAAUGGUUGCGGACACGUUUGGAGCACUGCUAGAAUUUAUCUACACCGGUUGCCUCCGCGCCAGUGAAAAAAGCACCGAACAAAUUCUGGCUACCGCGCAGCUGCUGAAAGUGAAUGACUUGGUAUGGGCCUGUACAGACUAUCAGGCCAGCCGUAGCCCGAGUAAUGCGUUACCAGCUCCGGCUAACAGUGGAGCCUCUGUAGCCGUUGCUGCAAGCGACAAGAAAAAUGAAGAGCCACCAAAGCGAAAACGAGGGCGACCGAGGAAAGUCAAGAAUGCCCAAGAAGAAAAAUCGGCUGCAAAUUCUGCCGAAGAUGUGCAGCUGAGAGAGAACAACUCCAUGCAAAAUAAGCAAAAUUUUAUGAAAAAAGACGCCGCAGAAGAAGAAACAGUUGUCAGCGAACAGGCUCCAGCAAGGAAAGAUGCAGAAGAAACUGAACCUGCUUGUGGCUCAGAAGCUGCUGUCGAUCUGUCAGCUGAAAAAGAUGAGAAUUAUGAUCCCAAAUCUGAAGGAAUACAGAGCACUCAGAGCCGUUACAGCAAACGCAGAAUAAGGAGAUCAAUCAAACUGAAAGAUUAUAAACUUCUCGGUGAUGAGGAUGAAAAAGGACUGGCAAAGAGAACUGAUGGAAAAAGAAAACGUGCAGGUUCUGAAGCUCGCUGUAAAGACUGUGGCAAAGUAUUUAAAUAUAAUCACUUCCUAGCUAUUCAUCAGCGGAGUCAUACAGGGGAGCGCCCUUUUAAGUGCAGUGAGUGUGGCAAAGGCUUUUCCCAGAAGCAUUCUCUUCAAGUCCAUGAGCGGAUGCACACUGGAGAACGGCCAUACACGUGCACCGUCUGCAGUAAGGCUCUGACGACAAAGCAUUCUCUUCUGGAGCAUAUGAGCCUACAUACAGGGGCAGAAGGUUUUACAUGCGAUCAGUGUGGGAAAUACUUCAGCCAAAAGAGACAGCUCAAGAGCCACUAUCGAGUACACACAGGCCAUUCACUGCCGGAAUGUAACCAGUGUCGUCGCAAAUUCAUGGAUGCAGCUCAGUUAAAGAAACACCUAAGAACGCAUACAGGUGAGAAGCCCUUCACUUGUGAAAUUUGUGGCAAAUCAUUUACAGCUAAAAGUUCUCUUCAGACUCACAUUAGAAUUCACAGAGGAGAAAAGCCAUAUUCUUGUGGUAUAUGUGGAAAAUCCUUCUCUGAUUCCAGUGCUAAGAGAAGACACUGUAUCUUACACACAGGCAAAAAGCCUUUCUCUUGCCCAGAAUGUAGUUUGCAGUUUGCUCGUCUGGACAACCUGAAGUCUCAUUUGAAAAUUCAUAGCAAGGAAAAGCAGUUUCAGGAAGCCAGCGCUGCUCCAAGCACCAACACUAACUCAGAAGUGAGAAACAUUCUUCAGCUGCAGCAGUAUCAACUUGCCACCUCUGGAGGGCAGGAAAUUCAACUACUGGUUACAGAUGCAGUACAUAAUAUAAACUUCAUGCCUAGUCAUAAUCAAGGCAUUAGUAUUGUUACUGCAGAAAACGCCCCAAAUAUGACAACAGAGCAGGCUGCUAACCUCACGCUGCUUGCUCAGCCUCCACAGCAGUUGCAAAACUUGUUGCUUUCAGCUCAGCAGGAGCAAGCGGAACAAAUCCAAAGUAUCAAUAUGAUUGCAAACCAAAUAGAGACUGCCCAACCUGAACAAAUGCAUGUCAUCACUCUUUCCAAGGAAGCACUAGAACAUCUCCAUGCUCAUCAAGGACAAAAUGAAGAAAUCCACUUAGCAGGAUCUUCGCAUCCAGCUCAGCACAUGCAGUUGUCCCAGGAAUCAAGUCGACAGUCUCACUCUAGCCAAGAUACGGUUCCUUCCCAUCAAAUCGGUGAAGAACGGAAUCAAAGCGUACAUGUUUCUGAGUCCCAUCAGCAGUCUCUGUCAGUAAAUGAGUCAUCUCAUGAGCAUCCUAUUCAAGGACAGGCUUUCUGAAAUGCUUAUUUGUCAUCAGAGGGCUAGGCUAUAGCAUGCUUCUCAUCCAGGCAGUGAUUACACGUAUCGCACUUUCUUUUCUGCAGCAUAAUCUGUCGGAAAAUGCAUUUCUUGGUGAUUUUUGAUGGGUGGCUUUCAGUUUUCUUAACCUUAUUUAUUUUGGACUCUUUUAUUUUUCCAGAUUGGUAUUUCUCUACCACUUAGUCCAUACCUCACAAGCGAUUAAUGUGGUUUUUUGUGCCUCAUACACAUGCAUGCCUACUGUGGAGAUAUUUGGGCCCUUAUUUGCAUUUCUGAGUGAGUCUCCAGAGAAGUGUACCUUGCUGGUAGAAGAACAGUGUUUAAGAUGUCUGCUGAUCAGAAAGUAUGACUUCUCUGAUGAAGUCAACGUUACCUGAACUACUGUCAAGCUUAAGAUAACCGAUACUUUUUGCAAAGCUAACACCAUGUGUCUUACGUUUAAUGAGCUUGCUUUCUGCAGGUUAAUGUAAAAUUUUCUAUGUGAUCGUUCCCUUAAGUGCAUUUUGAUUUAUUGACUACCAGAUAUGUUUGGUUUGGGUUGAAACUGUUGCAGCCUUUGACUGGCCCUGGAUCGCCCCUUCUAUUUACUGUAUGCUGUACAAGUUUUGCUCCUCAGAAAGGCUUUAGCCGUUGCACUUGAAUAGUGGCAAUGAGAUGCGGUGGUUACACUGGACAACAGGAAAGCCCAAAUUCUGCUCUGUUAGUUCUACCGCUCACUCUCUGUGUGACCGUGAGCAAGGUAGUUGACCUCUGUGCCUUAGUUUCAUCAUCUAGUAAGUGGGGAUAGCGUUCACGCGGUCUGCCAAGCACUUUGAAGAGCUCUUGAUGUUGAAGGCACUGUCUAUUGAAGUGCAAAAGUCUCUUCCUGACAGGACUCAGUCUAAGCUUAGGAGCCAGUGUAUAUUUAAACUGUUAUUUUUUUUGUACUUUUGAGAGCAGAAUGUAAUGGUACUUUUAAUAUAUGUAAAAGCUGGUAAUUGUUUUUGUGGGGACUUGAACAAUGACUAGAAUCAUUUCAGAGCAUAAUGAGCUGUAUAAAUGGGGCAUAUCGUGUUGAAGUUGUACAGCUGUUUUCGCUGACUAGAUUAGAUGUGUACAGAUUGUUUUCAAUGACUGACUGACUGACUGCUAACACAAAAGAUUCGACAUCUUAAUAAAAUGCCAUGCCAG